This is a messenger RNA of Iphiclides podalirius (scarce swallowtail), 705 nucleotides long. The record is from the annotation of a GenBank genome assembly. Lineage: Eukaryota; Metazoa; Arthropoda; Insecta; Lepidoptera; Papilionidae.
AUGUCGCUAGUGAUGUGCGAGUUAUCGAAUCGUGCGAUCGAUCCGUCCUGUCCGCGGGUCCGUGUUGCGAAUUCAAAAGUGAGUGACGUCCGUUCUUGUGUUAUUUUCUUCCCGAUAAAACAUUACAAGAUGCUGUGCCACAAGCUGUGGCUCCUUCUAGCAACCGUCGCGCUCACCAGCUGCGACGUGUCCCACAUUCUAGAAGAACCCACAACAGAGCCGCCGCCACCGAAACCCUACGCCUUCUCCUACACAGCUGGUAGAUUCCCUGGCCAUGCGGACCGACAGCACUCCGAAGUCAGUGAUGGCAGUGGUGUGGUUAAAGGCUCUUUCUCGUACGUGGAUCCACGCCAAAAGCUCCGUACGGUUGAGUACGUCGCGGACCGGGAAGGUUUCCAUCCGGUGCUGAGUGACGUGCCACCGGAGCACCCGGCAGACUCCGAGUCUGUAGCCCAGGCUAAGGACAGACACUUCCAGCUCUACGCGAGGAUAGCCGAGGAGCACGCUCACCCUGAAAACGUGGUACCGCCGGUGCCGCGGCAAACGGAGGCGGUCGCGGCGGCGGCGGCGAAGCACGCCCAGCUGUUCCGGGUGAUCGCCGAGCAGCACGCGCGCAUCGCCGCAGAGAGGGAAGCGCUGCAGCAGGAGGAGGAGACGCAGCGGCAGCAUUUGCAGCAACUGCAGCAGCUGCAGGAACUCGAACAU